CAGUGACCUUUGACCCUGCUCGAGCUCCUUUAACUUUUAUACUCGACUCUUGAUCAAUAAUUAUGCUUAUUAUACUGUUGCAUGUGCAGAAACAUAACUGAUAAAUGGCGGGUGUAAAUCAGUCACAGCAACUUUUUAUUCAAGCCAUGAUGACCCAAGGGGCAUUACUGGAGGCCGACGUCAAACAGUUAUAUCAUUCUGUGCUGUCCGGAUAUGGGAUAGUAGAAUCGAGUGAUGAGAAGUCAUUCGACAGCUUUCUAACAUCACUGAACCAUCACUUGAAGCUGCUAGACAUGCAGAUAGUACAUUCUCUUAUGGAAGACUCAUACGAGCGGUGGUAUGGACUAGUGAACAGAUCUGCUGAUCCAGGAGCCAAAAUUGCCACUAGGUACACUCUAGCAGAGUUGGAAUUUUUCAACAAAGUGAUGGAAACUCUCGCAACCGAAAAUGGCAUGGCCUCUAGCACUGUACUAAUCAAUAUGACUCAAGGGUUGGAAAGAAAGAUGACAGGAAGUGGAGCACAGUCGUUCUUGACAAGUUUGAUAAAAAGCAAAUGGCUACGUGAAAUUUCUACGGGGAAAUUUGGAGCAGGUCCACGAUUUGUUCUAGAAUUGAGACCUUUCCUAUCGGAUAUAUUCAAGGAAGAUGUUGUGAUUUGUCAGUUAUGUAGAGAAGCCGUUGUAAGGGGAGAUAUCUGCGGUAGUGAAGGCUGUAAUAUCAAGCUGCACUUGCUUUGUAUAGCCCGCUUCGCUCAAGGGAGGGAAAAAGAGAGCUCGUCCACACCAUGUACCAGGGCUCCAGAACAGAGGAGGAAUGCCAGUGUCAAAAGAGUGUCUAUUAAAUGUCCUGGUUGUCAUGGUGAUUGGACAUCUGAUCUUCCACAAAUUGAUUUUCCUGGGAAGAAAACUGACCACCCCGGCAUUACACUCAGUGAUCAGUAAUGGCUCUUCCACAAGCAGAGCAGAGCGAGUGUCUAAGUGAAUUGACUGUAUAGUGUAGAUCAAUACAACUGUUAUGAGCCACAAUUUAUUAUUAAAACAGUUCUUACA
This is a messenger RNA of Halichondria panicea, 1049 nucleotides long. RefSeq names its product non-structural maintenance of chromosomes element 1 homolog. Bases 105 to 941 code for a protein of 278 amino acids. The transcript is spliced from 7 exons. Lineage: Eukaryota; Metazoa; Porifera; Demospongiae; Suberitida; Halichondriidae. Gene Ontology annotation, molecular function: ubiquitin-protein transferase activity. Gene Ontology annotation, cellular component: Smc5-Smc6 complex; nucleus. The record is from RefSeq and is a predicted model, not a curated record. Gene Ontology annotation, biological process: double-strand break repair via homologous recombination.